Andrographis paniculata is the source of this 1986-nucleotide messenger RNA. RefSeq names its product low affinity inorganic phosphate transporter 1. Gene Ontology annotation, biological process: transmembrane transport; phosphate ion transport. The transcript is spliced from 2 exons. The coding region runs from base 226 to 1842 and encodes 538 amino acids. Gene Ontology annotation, cellular component: membrane. The record is from RefSeq and is a predicted model, not a curated record. Gene Ontology annotation, molecular function: phosphate transmembrane transporter activity. Lineage: Eukaryota; Viridiplantae; Streptophyta; Magnoliopsida; Lamiales; Acanthaceae.
UCACAUAUCCCUCCAUUACCAUUAUUGAUCCAUUCUCUCUGUCACUCGCUCCAUACAUAUGACACACAAUACAUUCUCUUAAUUACUUACUUAAUUUCUUGUCUUUUGGAGCUGGACUGCCAUUCUCACUGCCUCAGGAUCGUAAUCACAAGUCACGAAAUUGCAGAAACUGUGAGAUAGAGAGAGCAAGCUUAAGCUCAAGCUGAAGCACAGUACGGUCCGUCCAUGGCGGGACAGCAGCUGCAAGUGCUGAACGCACUAGAUGUCGCCAAGACCCAACUCUACCAUUUCACCGCCAUCGUCAUCGCCGGAAUGGGCUUCUUCACCGAUGCCUACGACCUCUUCUGCAUCUCCCUCGUCACCAAGCUCCUCGGUCGGAUUUACUACCACCAACCCGGCGCCGCCAAGCCCGGCACCCUCCCGCCCAACGUCUCCGCCGCCGUCAACGGUGUCGCCUUCUGCGGGACCCUCGCCGGCCAGCUCUUCUUCGGCUGGCUCGGCGACAAACUCGGCCGGAAAAAAGUCUACGGCAUGACCCUAAUGCUCAUGGUCAUCUGCUCCGUCGCCUCCGGCCUCUCCUUCGGCGACCGCCCAAAAUCCGUCAUGGCCACGCUCUGCUUCUUCCGCUUCUGGCUCGGCUUCGGCAUCGGCGGCGACUACCCUCUCUCCGCCACCAUCAUGUCGGAAUACGCCAACAAGAAAACCCGCGGCGCGUUCAUCGCCGCCGUGUUCGCGAUGCAGGGGUUCGGAAUCUUGGCCGGCGGGAUGGUGGCGAUCAUCAUCUCCGCCGCGUUCAAAUCCGCCUUUCCGGCGCCGGCGUAUCAGGUCGCCGCCGCCGCCUCCACCGUGCCGCAGGCCGACUACGUCUGGCGCCUGAUUCUAAUGUUCGGCGCACUCCCGGCCGCCCUUACGUACUACUGGCGGAUGAAGAUGCCGGAAACCGCCAGGUACACCGCCCUGGUGGCGAAAAACGCGAAACAGGCCGCCACCGAUAUGUCGAAAGUGCUGCAAGUCGAGGUCGAGGCGGAGCCGGAGAAAAUCGACCGGCUUUCGGCGGAGACGGGGCAAAAUUUCGGAUUAUUUUCACGCGAAUUUCUCCGGCGCCACGGCCUGCAUUUGCUCGGCACGACGUCGACGUGGUUCCUCCUCGACAUCGCGUUCUACAGCCAGAAUCUAUUCCAGAAGGACAUAUUCAGCGCGAUCGGAUGGAUUCCAUCGGCAAAGACAAUGAAUGCAUUGGAAGAGGUAUACCGAAUCGCGCGGGCGCAGACGUUGAUCGCCCUCUGCAGCACGGUGCCGGGCUACUGGUUCACGGUGGCGUUCAUCGACAGAAUCGGUCGUUUCGUGAUCCAAUUGAUGGGAUUCUUCUUCAUGACCGUGUUCAUGUUCGCGCUCGCCAUUCCUUACAAUCACUGGACUCAUAAGGACAAUCGGAUCGGGUUCGUGAUCAUGUACUCCUUGACGUUCUUCUUCGCGAAUUUCGGUCCUAACGCGACGACGUUCGUGGUGCCGGCGGAGAUCUUUCCGGCGAGGCUGCGGUCGACCUGUCACGGCAUAUCGGCGGCUGCCGGAAAGGCGGGGGCGAUCGUGGGGGCGUUUGGGUUCUUGUACGCAGCGCAGCCCAAGGAUCCGGCGAAGAGGGACGCGGGGUAUCCGGCGGGGAUAGGGGUGAAGUAUUCGCUGAUUGUGCUGGGGUGUGUGAACGCGCUGGGGAUGCUGUUCACGCUGCUGGUGCCGGAGUCGAAAGGGCGGUCUUUGGAGGAGAUGUCGAAGGAGAACGAGGGGGGUGAGAAUGCCAGCGUGGAAAUGAGAGGCCAAGAGGUUAGGACGGUUCCAGUUUGAUGAGGUUUGGGAGUAGUAGUAGUAUUUGAUGCAUGUAAUGGACUGUACUAUUUGUGUCGAAGGUGUAAUAAACUCCUUUUGUAUGUGCAAGUUUUGUGCGAUUGUUGGGUGUAUAAUAAUAUUACGAGGAACGUAUUUUUUUAA